AUUUUAUUUUUUUGUGAUCUGGAUUGAAGAGGAAAAAAAACCCCAUCAAUAUUAAAAAACAAAAACAAAACAAAAAGGCUUUGGGUGAAGGCGGCGUGGACUGGAGAAGAGAUGCCCAGGAGGAAACAGCAGGCACCAAAAAGGGCAGCAGGCUAUUUUCAGGAUGAAGAGGACUUAAAAGGUGAUGAAAUGAAGGACGACGAAGAGGAAGAUGAUGACAGCAAUUCCACAGCUCAGCAACAAGACAGCACUUAUUCACCUACUGAUGAAGAGCAGGAGAUAGGUGGGGAACUUAAGAGGAGUUUCGGCUACCAGAGUCCCCCAGGAAGUCAUCUAUGCAACCAAGAUGGGGAUAGAGAGUCUCUGGUCAGUGAUUCCAGUGAUAAAGUUAGCGACAUCAAAGGCCCAUCUUCUAAAGAUGCUCAGGAUCCAAAAACCAGCCCUGCUCCAAAGCUUCAAGCAGAGGGGAAUGACUGCAUGAAUAAAAUGAAGACAGCCUAUGCCAACAUAUUGUCAGAUCCCUACUGGACGAGCUUGGGACUUAACGUCAAGGUGCCUCAUACAGAGAGGAAAGUUUGCGAGAGUCGCAAUGGAGCUAGCAAAACUGAGUUUGAUUGGCAUCAAGAUGCACUAUCCAAAAGUUUACAGCAAAACUUGCCUUCAAAGUCAAUGUCUAAGCCAAACCUUUUCAGCUCAGUCCAGUUGUACCGUCAAAACGCGAAGAUGUACGGCACCGUCUUUACAGGAGCGAGUAGGUUUCGAUGCCGGCAGUGCAGUGCAGCUUACGACACCUUGGUGGAGCUCACGGUGCAUAUGAACGAAACAGGUCACUACCAAGAUGACAACCGCAAAAAAGACAAGCGGAUAUCGACCAGCUACUCUAAGUCAAGAAAAAGAGCUUUCCAUGAUAUGGACAAGGAAGAUGCUCAGAAAGUCUUAAAAUGUAUGUUUUGUGGUGACUCAUUUGACUCUCUCCAAGACUUGAGCGUCCACAUGAUUAAAACUAAACAUUACCAAAAAGUGCCUUUGAAGGAACCCAUACCAACACUUUCUUCAAAAAUGAUAUCCCCAGCAAGAAAACGUGUGUUUGAAGCCACAAGGCCAUGCUCACCAGAUUCUACCACAGGUUCUUUUGGGGAUCAUGGCUCCUCACAUAAAAAUGGCAAUGUUCAGCUAUCCUCCAACAAUCGUUAUGGGUAUCAGAAUGGUGCCAGCUACACCUGGCAGUUUGAAGCCUGUAAAUCUCAAAUUUUAAAGUGCAUGGAGUGUGGAAGUUCGCAUGACACCCUGCAACAGCUUACGUCACAUAUGAUGGUUACUGGACAUUUCUUAAAAGUUACAAACUCCGCUUCCAAGAAGGGAAAACAGCUAGUCUUAGACCCUCUUGCUGUAGAAAAGAUGCAGACACUAUCAGAAUCAUCUAAUGAUAGCCCAUCCAAACCACCAACGAAUUCACCGUCUGGUAGUGCAACGCCUGAGCUUAAGACUUGUAAAGAGAGUAGAUCAGACAAUUCGGAAGAUGGAAACAAAGAAGAAAAAUCAGAGACAAGCGAGGAACCUGAAGAUCCAGUGGAGAAACCAUUAGACCAUACUCUAAAAUACCAGUAUCUGAGAGAAGAAGAUCUGGAUGAUGGUUCAAAAGAAGGUGGUGACAUCUUAAAGUCGCUUGAAAACACUGUAACCUCAGCCAUCAACAAGGCUCAAAAUGGAACUCCAAGUUGGAGUGCAUACCCCAGCAUCCAUGCUGCCUAUCAGAUCACAGAUGUCAUAAAACCACCGGUUCCCCUUGCUUCUCAAGUAAUGCAAAUGAGAAACGCAUUCUCCAACAAAUUUCGACCCAUUGCGCCCAAGUGUAAAUCUGUUUCACACGUUCCCCACACGCCACCUGACCCACAGUCAACCCAGGUAAAGGAAGAAUCAGAAGUCCGAGAAGAUGAAAGAGAGACAACUGAGGACUCCGAAACGACAGCAGUGGACAAAGACGAAGACUCUCCAACAAUGCAAGUCUCCGGUGAGGCAAAUAGGAGAGAAUCAAGCUGCACUGAAGAGGAAAAGAUAAAACAAAACUGCGAGAAGGAAAAAGCCAGAAUCCAGGAAUCCAUGGAACCGUCACUCAGCAGCAGCGACUGCUCUGCAUUAAGAAGUUCUGCAAAUUGUUCUCCAGAUUUACCUUGUGUGAAUCCGCUUAGUGCUCUACAGUCCGUCUUAAACAAUCAUCUGGGAAAAGCCACUGAAUCACUAAGGCCUCAGGCCUCUUCAAACACCAGUUCUAACACAAUCAACAUGUUCCCCAAAUCCACCGUGAAAAAAAGUGAAAGACCAAUUGCAUGUCUAACUCCCCCACGGCCAGUAGGCAGCUAUUUAUUCAAUGCCAAUGACCAACCCAUAGAUCUUACCAAAUCGAAAAGCAAGCGAUUAGAGUCGGUAAAAGCACAGUCUUGUACAUCUCCACCUCAGAAGCAUGCUUUGUCUGACAUAGCGGACAUGGUCAAAGUUCUACCCAAAGCCACCACCCCAAAGCAUGCUACCCCUGCAAGAAAAGCUGCUGUAAAGAUAGAGAUGGAUGCCAGGCGCUUUGAGGAUGUUUCAACCGAGGUGUCCAUGUUGCAUAAGAGGAAAGGCAGACAGUCCAACUGGAAUCCUCAGCAUCUUCUCAUCCUACAAGCUCAGUUUGCCUCAAGCCUUUUUCAGACUUCAGAGGGAAAGUAUCUGCUGUCGGACCUUGGGCCUCAAGAACGCAUGCAGAUCUCAAAAUUUACAGGACUUUCUAUGACAACAAUCAGCCACUGGUUGGCCAACGUCAAGUAUCAACUCCGAAAGACGGGAGGGACUAAGUUUUUAAAAAACAUGGACAAAGGACACCCCGUGUUUUAUUGCAGUGACUGCGCAUCCCAGUUUAGAACACCAUCCAGCUACAUUAGCCAUUUAGAGACCCACCUUGGUUUCCAAAUGAAAGAUAUGAACAGGUUGGCCAAUAAGCAGCAAACGAAGGUAGAAAAGAUUUCAAGGGUAAAGGCUCAACGGUCACCCCAAUCCAACGCCGGCGAAGAGGAGACUGACUGUAAGUUCAGAUGCAAGCUGUGCUGUCGGACAUUCGCCAGCAAACACGCGGUGAAACUGCAUCUAAGUAAGACUCACAGCAAGUCCCCCGAAAACCAUUCGCAGUUUGUGUCCGAAGUGGACGACGACUAGUUUGUGCAUUUAAUCCGGCGUCCGCUUCUCGGGCUCAACCAACGGAACGGGGCUUGUGUGCUUUCAUAGAAGUAGUCGACUUUACUGAACAUGUAAAGCUGUUUAUAUGAUGUAUAUACAGUAUAUAUAUAUAUAUAAAUAUAUAUAUAUUGGUCUACUUUGCAUUACACAGGAAAGGAAACUCCCUACACACACACGUUAUUUCCUUUGGGUUCUGUAAAUGCUGCUAUUAAACUUCAUUGGGAAAACUUCUACUUAGCCUUCAACCAUAAAAUAGAAUUCAGCCUCCUCUAUGAAACCGCUGCCAUCAAAGAACCGUUGGCCUGGCGUUGUGUCCGAGGCACGGUAUUUUAGUUUAUCUUACAUUUAUUAGCAGAGAACAAUCCUGCUCUUCUUAUAUGUACUUACUAAAGAGUGGGAGCUGCCAUAUUGUUUGGCUUCGUGGGCUUUACGGGCAGCCAGAUCAUCGAGUUCUCACGAUCACUAGAGGUGCUGUUACGCUUGCAGUUUGUCUAUGAAAUUCUCUAUUCACACUAUGCCCUACUUUUUCCCUACUGUGUACCCAACAUAUCUAUACAAUUCAUUUAGAUGGAGACACAAUACAGGUAUAGGACCCAUUAUCCAGAAAGCCGUUUCCCAUUGACUCCGUUUUAUUCAAAUAAUCCAAAUUUUUCAAAAUCAU
This is a messenger RNA of Xenopus laevis (African clawed frog), 3874 nucleotides long. RefSeq names its product teashirt zinc finger homeobox 2 L homeolog (gene tshz2.L). The record is from RefSeq and is a predicted model, not a curated record. Gene Ontology annotation, molecular function: DNA-binding transcription factor activity, RNA polymerase II-specific; DNA binding. Gene Ontology annotation, biological process: regulation of transcription by RNA polymerase II; regulation of gene expression. Lineage: Eukaryota; Metazoa; Chordata; Amphibia; Anura; Pipidae. The transcript has 2 exons. The coding region runs from base 112 to 3192 and encodes 1026 amino acids. Gene Ontology annotation, cellular component: nucleus.